GGUGUGAGGGUGUGUGACCAUCAAGGCAAAAAGGUAAGGGGUUGAGUGAGAGGCGUGUGAUGCUAAACGUAGGAAAGGGUGUGAUUUAUCAAUUAUCCCUCUAUACCGAAUCCUUUCAACUGGCGAGUUUGAGUCCUCAUGAAGACAAACAUGUGAAUAUUUAUUUUGUUCGAAAUUUAAAAUAAUAAAUAGAAAUGCUGGUUUUAAAGGUUGAUCUUUGUUGUCAAUAUGUGUUCUUUUUUAAAUAGUUACUGAUUUUGUUUGGUUCCUUUAGUUUUGCAUUUUUGAUUUCUUUUAAGUACUAGGAGAAAUGGAAUUAAGAAUCUUAAAAGCUUUGCCUGUAUAGCUAUGGAAAUGGGCUUGAGUUCUUACAAGCCUAGCCGUAUUUGAAGUGAUCCAUCUGGAAUUUGUUACUUCAGCAGUUCAGCAGGCCUUCUUCAACAAAGUGACUUGGGUCUGAUAGAAUUUACACAAAACUCGACAACCAUGAGUUUUGUUUUCCGAGGGAGCAGAGGGGAUAUUGAAACUGGUUUUACUGGAUAUAUUCCAGAGCGUCGUGCAAUGCGUGUCCAUGCUCGACCUGUGAAUACAAAUUCACUCGCCUUUCUUGUUACAGUUCUCCUGCUUUUCAUGAUAUUAAACUCACACCAAAUGUCACCCAAUUUUCUGCUAUGGCUGGUGCUUGGUGUCUUUUUGAUGGCAACAAGCCUUCGAAUGUAUGCAACUUGUCAACAACUUCAGGCCCAGGCACAGGCACAUGCCGUGGCAGCUAGUGGCUUACUUGGUCACACAGAAUUGAGAUUGCAGAUGCCACCUUCUAUAGCACUUGCAACACGGGGACGGUUACAAGGGCUUAGACUGCAACUUGCUCUUCUUGACAGAGAAUUUGAUGACUUAGAUUAUGAAACUUUAAGAGCGUUGGAUUCGGAUAAUGUUCCAUCGGCUACUUCAAUGAGUGAGGAAGAAGUAAAUUCUCUUCCCGUUCACAAAUACAAGCUUGCGGACUCUAAAAGUUGUAAUAACAGCAAGGGAUCAUUAGUGGAAAAUGCUUCAUCAUCAGCCUCACCCGAGAAGGUUGACUCUGCUAGUAAGGUGGGUGCGAGCUUGAAAUCCUCUGAAGAUGAUCUCACUUGUAGCGUUUGCUUAGAAACGGUUAAUGUAGGAGAACUAGUUCGAUCCUUGCCAUGCUUACAUCAGUUCCAUGCUGAAUGUAUAGAUCCGUGGCUGCGCCAGCAGGGGACUUGUCCAGUUUGCAAGUUUAGAGUUGGAUCUGCAUGGCAUGCUGAUGAUGAUGGCGAAGAAGAGGAAAUGGAUGAGUCUUUCAUGGGCUAACUUACAUGUAGCUUAGUUUCUUUAGCUUUAGUUGGAUCUGCGUUGUUUUAGAAAACAUGUAACACAAACAUUAACAGAUAUUGGAAAUUUAAAUCAUCUGUCUAACGUAACAAAAGCUUUCAAUAA
Molecule: messenger RNA, 1458 nt
Organism: Erigeron canadensis
Lineage: Eukaryota; Viridiplantae; Streptophyta; Magnoliopsida; Asterales; Asteraceae
Product: E3 ubiquitin-protein ligase SDIR1
Exons: 9
Coding region: 487-1332 (281 amino acids)
Source: RefSeq, a predicted model, not a curated record